This is a messenger RNA of Heterostelium album PN500, 5271 nucleotides long. RefSeq lists its product as uncharacterized. NCBI's taxonomy places the organism in Eukaryota, Evosea, Eumycetozoa, Acytosteliales, Acytosteliaceae. Bases 1 to 5271 code for a protein of 1756 amino acids. The transcript is spliced from 16 exons. The record is from RefSeq and is a predicted model, not a curated record.
AUGGGAAUUUCUUUACAAAAUCACUUUAAUCAAUGGUUGAAGUACAUUGAAUGCCAGACUCAUCAUGUGUCUCAAUUAAAAGGUAUCCUGUUUGAUUUUAUUCAAUGUGUUAACAGGUUUGGCUCCUUUUUAGGACGUCCUAAAAAGUUUAAACAAAACAAUAUUUUUAUUCGUGAUGUAGAAUCAAUAUUUGCAUUAUUUUUAAAUAUCUUUUUACUCAAAAAUCAUCACUUGAUUGGUAGGGAGCCAAUAGAUAAAUUUAAAUCAUUUAUAGAUGGCUCCUUACGAGAUAGAAAAGAUAUAAAAGUUAUUUUUAAUGAAUAUUCUCCAACAAAAUUUUUAGUAUUAAAUCAUAAUAUAGUUGUAUAUUGUAUAUAUAGAUUAUUGCAAAGAAAAGAAUAUGUAACAGAAAAAAUAAUUCAAGAUAAAUUAUACAGAGAAAAGAACAGGUCCGAUUAUUUCAAUAUUCAAAGGGAUUUUAAUUUAAAAAAAUCAAAACAACUUAUUAAAAAAGAUAUAGAAGAGUUCAUGAAAAGAAACAACAUCAAUAAUGAACUCAAUAAUAAUAAUAAUCUAUUCAAAUCAACAACAGAUCAUAUGACAAGUCAAUUCACCACUGCAAUAAUGAAUCACUUCAACUCUCAUAUUAUGUUAAUGUUGAAUCAUAUCAUGAAACAACUAAAUAUAUUUCUAAAAGAAAUCUUCAAUAUAAAAAACAACAACCAUAAUAAUUCAGAUAUUCUAAGAUUUCUUUCUGAAUAUCAUUUGAUUGGAUUUUUGUCAAAGAAACAAUAUGAAGAGUUGGUUAAAACCUACAACAGAUGUAAAACCGAUCCAGCUUUUCAACAUAAAAUCAAUCAACUUGAUUGGACUUUUGAAUCUAUUCAGUAUUUUAGGGAAUACGAUUUCCAACAAGUAUCUAAAUUUCAAACCACAUCAAAGCAUAGAGAGUUGGGACUCGAUCAUCUUUUUAACAGAUGCUUAAAAGUUGUAAUGAAGAAUAAAGAUAUAUUGGAUUGUGAUCUUACCAAAUCUUUUUAUCUAUACAAAUUUCUAUUGGAGAUAGAUAAAGAUUUUAAAAAUAUUUCAAAUGAUAUUUUAAACGAUUGUUCUAGGAUUUUAGAGCGACUCCAACGGUUUGAUAUUUACAAGGAUUUCCCAACUACGAGUCAUGGGUUCUAUGGUUCGGACUACUUUACCAAGAUCAGUAAAUUUCUACACGAAGUAGAUAGACCAUUCGGGUACUUUCUGGCUAUGGAUCCACAGCUUGAGGAAUAUUCCUAUUGGAAUAUUCGUGCUUCCGAGAAUUGCAAUUCUCAUCAACCAACCGAUGAGAUCAUGCUUGAUGCUCCAGCUCAGUCUAUCUUUGAUAAUGAUACUCCAUUGAUCACACAAUUGAAACAAGGUUUUGAAAAGAGACACCAAUUUUUCAAGUCAAGCAAAGCGGAAACAGAUUUUAGUAUACUCUAUCAACAAUUAGAAAAAUUGGAUAUGCCAGAAAAUCAAUACAAGACACAAUUCAUUGAAGAAGCAAUAGAAGAGUUUAUCAAACAUCUCGACAACUUUUAUGAUAGAUCCACUACAAGGAAUCAAUAUAUGGAAAGAACAGAAUUAUUUAUACAACAAUUAAAUCAAUUAAUCAAUCUACCGGUCCUUAAACAUUUAUUUAUCAACCCAAUCGAUGGACAACCAAUCAAUUCUAAUACAACUCCAGAUGUACUUAUAGUUACACUCUCUCCCUACGAAGUAGACCAUGAACCGCAAACCACAAAACCUCGUGCCAGCAAAGGUUCUGCCACUGUGUUCCUAUCCAAAGAACAGCUAAUGAAACAGGAUUUCAUUUCAUUCUUAAAGGAAGAGCUAGAACGUGGAAACCUUGAUAUCGAUCAACUUUUGGCUAGAGGAGUAUUAGGUCCUUCCAUUAUCCCUCCAAUUCAACCGUCAGAAGAUUAUCUUUGUCAUGGUGGUGAAGCGUAUUGUGUGAAUCUUCUCCCAAUGUUAUCACCAUUAAUUGAACCAAACUGUCCAGCUGAAGAGAGAUUGAAAUCUGAAACUGCUUUGAACUUGUCAGCUCUUGCCCGCUACAUGAAUGGUCAUUGUUCAUUUUCAUGGACCGAGCUCUGGCCUAUGAUGGUAAAGUCCAUUUAUGAUAUUGGCUAUGUAUUUGACCCACUGUUGGAAAGACACUUAUUAUGGUUACUGCAAUAUCAAAGUCCACCGACCAUUAUUUUAUCUGGUAAAAGAGACCUAAUCAUUUUGUCAAAUCUUAUCAAAAACCACAAGUUACCGGUACAUGUAGUCGAGCAACAACUUUGGAAUUUUAAACUCUUGGUUUCAAUCGGUGGAAAGGUAAAGAGAAUAUUUGCUACCAAUCAUGCCUCAUCUCUAAGUCCUUCCUUGACCAAGUUCUUCCAUGAGGCAGUAGACGGUCUUUAUCCUGACUCUAUGUAUUUAUCAGACUCGGAUCUAGAGAUAGUGCCAUAUCAAGUAGUAAUCUCGGAUAAAGUCUCUGAUAUAGUAGCAGUCUCAGAUCAAUUGCCAGUGUCAGGUCAAUUGAUAGCCUCAGUCUCAGACCAAAUAUCAGGCUCCAAUCAACUAUCAGAAUUAUCCAAUCAAUUGUCAGUCUCUGAUAGUAUGAUAAUCCCUGAUCAACUAUCAGUGGUCUCUGAUAAUGAAUCUGACGAUACUUUAUUAAGCUAUUCAGAUCUUGAAUCGUCCGAUGAUUCAUCUGAUUCCGACCUUGUACCAGUCCAAUACCGAGAGUAUCCGGUGUAUCGAGUACGAGUACCUGACCAAGUAGCAAACGAUCAAGCGCCUACUGUAGACAAACCAGAGACAGAGAAAGAGUUUUUAGGUAGAAAGCGAAACCUUUUCCUUCAAAAAGAAAAGCCUUGGAUUCCUAGGAAGCCGAGAUCGCCUAAUGUACCAAAGAUACCAAGGCAUUACUGGAAAUCAUUUGAAAAGAAACUCCUAGACUAUAGCGCCUCCUACCACUAUUCUUUGCUGCCAAUUUUCAAAGGAUAUGAACUAAAGUUAUUAUUGUAUAAACCAAAGGAUGUGGAUCAAUGGUUAAAUCUCCAAAAGUUGAAUAAGUUGUGUGGAAAGAAACUAUCAGAGGUGAAUCACUACAUGACCGAUGCUGUAACAUUCAAUUAUUCUUUUAAAAGCGAGUCAACAGAUAAUACCAAAAGCAGCAGUAAGCUAACUGUAAAUUGUCCUGUCAAAUUAAAGUGUCCAGUGGCAGUAGAUCCAUCUCCAUUCAAAAAUCUAUAUCUAAACAAGCAGUUAGAGUAUAAUUUUGAUGGUGAGAAACAUUGCAAAGACCUCAAGGAUUCUGUAAUGGUUCUCAAAAGUAAAAGUCACAGAUAUCACACCGGAUCUAGCUUCACCAAUUACAAAAGAAAAAGGAACUUGGGUCCAAAGCUAUUAGAGUUUGAAAAUAAUGUUCCUUCUCUGAAAUCUUCCAAAGAGAACGAUAUUCUUUCAAUUCAGACCUACGAGAUAUAUAUAGACUUUAGAUAUAGUCACGAGAACUAUAGCACUUUCGCAGAAUAUAAACUUGUCAGAGGUGGACCAGAAUUCACAGAACAACACCUAAGAUCUCUACAGAGGAGAAAAAUAGCAAUGAAUUGGAGGAAUAGAAGAAUUUUUAAUCACGCAAUCAUGGCCGUGGAUAGAAAAAUUGGAGAAGAAAAAGCAAAGAAGACAGGAGAUAUCAACGAUAUAAUAAAUAUCAACAACAACAAGAAUAAUAACAUUAGUACAAGUAAAGGUAGUAGUAGUAGCAUUGGUAGUAGUAGUAUUAAUAGUAAUAAUAGAUUCAGUAUAUUAGAAUAUGAAGAUAAUAAUAAUAAUGAUGAUGAUGAUGACGACGAUGACAACGAUGAUAAAAAGAAAAUGAAAUUAAGAGGAAAAUCAUAUUAUAAAUAUAAGCAACAAGAAAUCAACUACUACAACUUCCAACUCGCACUUUAUAAAUUAUAUAAACUAUAUCCCAAUGAAUUUCUACCAUAUCCACCCCCACAAUCACUUCCUAAUAGAAAGCGUACUCAUACCAACAAAAUCAAUGAUCAACUGUUUCCGAUUGUCGAGUACGGAAGGUCCAGUGGAAAUACAGAUAUUCAUGAGCUCCUGGUGGAUAUCGAGGAAUGGUUCCGAGACAAGUUUCAGAAAGCUAAUGGUUGGGAAAAGAUAUUAGGACCAUUCCUAACAACAAAAUCAUCUAAAUUAUUUAGCACACCAUCAACUACAACAACUUCUACGACAACAACAUCAUCGGCAACUACUAUACCAACUACAAUCACACCUCCAACUACAACAUCUUCAACAACUACACCAACAACUCCUACAGAUAAGUCCAAAUGUGCAAACCGUAGACACGAUUCAGUUUAUAAGGAUCAACCAUUGGGAACAGUUCCUGUAUUUUUCAAAAGUGGUAAAGUAACCAAGACAUGCAAGCUAUGCCUCGAUUUCAUAGAUAAAGAAAGAAAAGAAAAGAAGAAGAAAGAAGAAGAGGAAGAGAGAAGAAAGAUAGAUGAAGAUGAAGAGGAAGAGGAGGAGGAAGAAGAGAAACAGAAAGAUAGAAAAAAAGGACGUAAGUGGAAAUGCAAGAACUGUGGAAUAUACAACAACUAUUAUGUAGAUGAGGCAUUCCAAGAUCGAGAUCGUGUAUGGUUGGCACAUUGCAACAAUUGUAAUGAAAUCAAGUCUGUCUUUUACGACAAAGAAGUGGCUGAACGAUAUGCUUUGAGACAAAUAUUUAUCUAUGGUAAUGGUCCUGGACACCUUGGGUAUGUCAAAGGUAUGAAAGGAGUAACCAGUGCACCAUACAUUUCCAAGGAAACAGAGUCUCUUCAAAAGUAUAUUUUCUCAGUUGCUGGUGUUAAGGUUGACCUACUCAUCGUAGAUGAAUAUAAUACAUCCAAGAUGUUUGCUCCAAAGCUCAUUGAAAAUGAGCAGAUCUAUUUGAUGAACAAAUCACACUAUGAAAAGUCAAAGGUGCAAAACUAUAUUAAACAUACAUCUUGGUCACCCAAUAGUCAACAAACAGAGUCAAAGCUGAGAUACACUCGACUGAUGUACAUCUUGGAGGAUGGUGAAGCAGUCUAUAUCAAUCGUGACGUAAAUGGUGCUGGUAAUAUCUUAUUAGUGGGUAUGCGUCAAAUUCAAGAUUCAAACAAUGAAUCAAGGUUCACACUGCUGAUGAAAAAAAAAAGUGAAUCAACUACGGGUAAGGAAUCCGUCGAUAAUUAUUUGUUCGCUGAUAAAUAA